CACAUCAAACAAAUUCAGAAACACUUCAGAGUUAAGACAGUCAUCAUAUCUGUGAUUUACAAAGACUUCCAUAUUAAAUACUUCCUCCAUUGCAAGUGACCAGCCAAAACUCUCAACUUCUCACUUCCCCAUUGUCUUUGGUUUUCGCAAUGAAUCGAAGUGGACGUUACUCAUCUUCACCAAGAGGUAGAGGCCGACAUUCAUGGCGGAAAGUUGGGGAUGAUUCUGAUUCUUCUCCUCAUCAUCAAACUCCUGUUCCAGCAGAUACAACUUCUAAUGAUCGCUUGUCGGGUUCCCGGGAUAGUAAACCACAUAGCUCAUGGCGAGUAAAAGGGCAUAAUUCAGUUGAUGCUGUCUCACGAAAUCAUGAAAAUGUGACUCCUCCAGGUCGUCAGGAACAACAACAGGGAAGUUCUACAUUCAGGGGUGAAAAUCGCUUUCGUGGAGGACAUGUUUCAGCAGAUGCAUCUUAUCGCAUGUCAGGCUCCCGAGAGAAAAAACCACAUAGGUCAUGGCAAGUAAAAGGGGAUAAUUCGGUUGAUGCUGCCUCACAAAAUCAUGAGAAUGUGACUACUCCUGGUCGACACGACCAGCAACAAGGAAGUUCUAUGUUCAGUGAAAAUCAUCUUUGUGGAGGACAGGUUCCAACAGAUGCAUCUUCUAAUGACCACAUGUCAGGUUCCCUGGAUAGAAAACCACAUAGCUCAUUGCAAGUAAAAGGGCAUAAUUCGGUUGAUGCUGUCUCACAAAAUUAUGAGAAUGUGACUCCUCCAGGUCAAAAGGACCGGCAACAGGGAAGUUCUACAUUCAUGGGUGAAAAUCAUUUUCGUGGAGGUACGGCAAAGCAAUGGGAAGCAUCCUCGAGGACUAGCAGGACUGAUAAUUCCAGUGAUACUAGUAAUUUUGGAUCCACACCUUUUGAAACAGAAGUGCCUGUAAAUCUUGAUCCGUUAUUCAUGGAAAGUGUUGACCAUUUCACAGAUGUGUCUCGUCUUUCACUGGAAUCAGCAGUGGAAAGCAGCUGUACUAAUUCAGGAGGCAAAGUUCCAGAAAGUAAUGAGAACGUGUGUAACCAUGAAAAUAAUGAGCAUUCUAAGUGCUCUACUCCUGAAAAUUUUGAUAUCUGCCCACCAAAAUCAGAUUCUGUGUUCAAGCUGAAACCAUCAUUGCUGUCAAAAAAUAGAGAAAAGCGAAAUGAGAUGAAAAACUCUAUUGAUGGUCCUAGAGGAGAUAUUUUGAGAUCUGGGAUGGUUCUACUAAAGAGCUAUUUUUCUAGCUCGGAACAGGCGAAAAUAUUAAAGAUAUGCCGCAGUCAUGGUCUAAGCCCUGCUGGAUUCUAUCAACCUCUUUUCCGUGAAGGAGGGAAGUUGCAUUUAAAAAUGAUGUGUUUUGGUGAGUUUUGGGACCCUGAGACCAACAAAUAUGUUCGACCAGUGGAUCGGGCUAUACCACCGGCAAUUCCACACGAAUUUCUGCAGUUAGUUGAUAGAGCUAUCAAGGACUCUCAUUCUUUAAUAGCUGAGCAAUUCAGAGCAGAUAAUGUAGAAGACAUUCUUCCCCAAGUCAAUCCAGAUAUUUGCCUCGUCAAUUAUUAUGCGAAAACUGGGCGGCUUGGUCUACAUCAGGACAAAGAUGAGGGUCGAGAAAGUCUUCGCAAAGGAAUACCUAUUGUGUCCUUCUCGAUUGGGGACACUGCAGAAUUUUUGUAUGGUGAUCAGUGUGAUGCUGAAACGGCGAACAAGGUCAUGUUAGAAUCUGGAGAUGUGUUAAUAUUUGGAGGUAAAUCAAGGCAUAUUUUCCAUGGUGUUUCUAAAAUCAUACCAGACACUGCCCCAAAAACUUUGCUUGAGGAGACGAACUUCCGUUCUGGCCGUCUCAAUCUAACCUUCAGACAGCAUUAUUGAACUGUAACCCUUCUUUUUCGAGGAUUUGUGCUUGUUUUGACGGCUAGGAGUUGUUAUGUUUGUAUGGAAUAUGUAAUGUAAGUAAACUUUCUAUAUAGUAUUGUUUUGGGUUCUGAUCAAA
This is a messenger RNA of Beta vulgaris subsp. vulgaris (sugar beet), 2025 nucleotides long. RefSeq lists its product as hypothetical. Gene Ontology annotation, molecular function: ferrous iron binding; oxidative RNA demethylase activity; broad specificity oxidative DNA demethylase activity. The coding region runs from base 150 to 1904 and encodes 584 amino acids. Gene Ontology annotation, biological process: oxidative RNA demethylation. Gene Ontology annotation, cellular component: nucleus; cytoplasm. The record is from RefSeq and is a predicted model, not a curated record. NCBI's taxonomy places the organism in Eukaryota, Viridiplantae, Streptophyta, Magnoliopsida, Caryophyllales, Amaranthaceae. The transcript is spliced from 4 exons.